AUGAAGCUAACGCACAAGCGGAAAUCCGACAGCUCGACCUGGGCGUUGAUCCUGCAUGCUAAAUCCUUCGCCCCGUGCUCAAGGCUUUUGACAGGAAACCCAGGCCACAACUUGCCUUCCUAUCUUGGCAAGACCUCCUACAAAGAACCCACUGAUAUCAGCGUGAAUAACUACUCGGAAGCCGACAAGGAUGGUCUCAACUUCUUCGGGAGGUUGCAGAAAAGCCCGGCUUAUUUUGAAGCUUUCACCGGCCAUAUGGAGGCAUGGACCGCAUGGAAGACUCCGUUGACCGAGGUAUACGAUACGACGGCACUGUUAGAGGGAGCGAAACUAGGUGAUGGGUCUCCAUUCAUGGUGGAUGUUGGUGGAAAUACUGGAAUUGACAUUUCUCGUGUCCUUGAGAAGCAUCCCGACCUUCCUGCCGGAUCGCUCGUCCUACAGGAUCUUCCGGAGGUGAUUGUCAAUGCUCAGGUUGAUGAGAAGGUGACCGCAAUGACUCAUGACUUUUUCCUGCCGCAGCCUGUGAAAGGGAGCCGUGCUUACUUUAUGCACGCCGUUCUCCACGAUUGGCCCGAUGACAAGGCUCGGCUGCUUCUUGAAAACACCAAAGAGGCGAUGGUCAAAGGUUAUUCAAAGCUCCUUGUCUACGACAUUGUUCUUCCACCCACCGGGGCGAGUAUUAGCCAGAGCACGAUGGACGUGAAUAUGAUGUCGUUGUUGUCGGCUUCUGAGCGGACUCAGGGCGCAUGGGAAAAGCUACUGACUGAAUCUGGCUUUAAGAUUGUAAAAUUCUGGCCCGACCCUCAACAGUACGAGAUGAUUAUUGAGGCUGAGAUUGCGUAG
Molecule: messenger RNA, 843 nt
Organism: Penicillium cataractarum
Lineage: Eukaryota; Fungi; Ascomycota; Eurotiomycetes; Eurotiales; Aspergillaceae
Gene: fmaD
Product: putative O-methyltransferase
Exons: 3
Coding region: 1-843 (280 amino acids)
Molecular function (GO): O-methyltransferase activity
Source: RefSeq, a predicted model, not a curated record